AUGUAUGCUGAACGGCAGCUGGCAUAUGCUCCGACUCCGUACAGCUACACUCCUGCUUCGACUCUCUCGGCCACUAUCAAUGUUGAUGAGGAGCUCAAACUCGCCAACAACAGUGCCGAACGUGACCUCUACGAGUCUCUGGCCGAGAUCUACAGUAUCAUUGUUACUCUUGAAGCACUCGAAAGGGCUUUUCUCAAAGAUUCAAUCUCUGAAACCGACUACACCGACACAUGCAGCCGACUACUAAAGCAAUACAAGUCCAAUCUGGCAGAUGAUUCGGUAGCAAGAGCCUUUGGAAGCCUCGACUCUUUCAAGCUGGAAUGGAAUCUCGAGGUCCCUCGUGCCUCUGACCGGCUGAAGAUUGGUCUGCCGGCCACUGUAGAGGCUCCAUCGCGUGCACCUGGAGGUCAAUCUGGCGGUGGAGCUGGUGCUGCUGCCACUCACAUCGUAUCAGCCUCUGAGAACUUCAUCACUCUAUUUGAUGCUAUCAAAAUGAACAUGCUUUCCAAGGACACGCUUCAUCCUAUCCUCGUCGAAACCAUCCAGGCCGUCAACAAGGUCACAGACCAGGAUUUUGAGAACAAGGCCAAAAUAGUACAGUGGCUUAUCACUCUCAAUCAGAUGCGCGCUGCUCAAGAUCUCUCGGACGAACAAGCUCGCGAACUUCAAUUCGACAUGAACCUGGCAUAUGAUGGUUUCAAAGCGACUCUCGAGUAA
Molecule: messenger RNA, 717 nt
Organism: Aureobasidium namibiae CBS 147.97
Lineage: Eukaryota; Fungi; Ascomycota; Dothideomycetes; Dothideales; Saccotheciaceae
Product: ESCRT-1 complex, Vps28 subunit
Exons: 1
Coding region: 1-717 (238 amino acids)
Biological process (GO): protein transport to vacuole involved in ubiquitin-dependent protein catabolic process via the multivesicular body sorting pathway
Cellular component (GO): ESCRT I complex
Molecular function (GO): protein-containing complex binding
Source: RefSeq, a predicted model, not a curated record